CAUUCGUACACCCGGCUGACACGGCAUGAGGAUGAUGUGCCGAAUACUAUAAAUUAGUUGAAGCUUCGGUAUUCUUGGCGCCCAAUUCAUUUCAGUCACACUAUGAUGUGCGAAAUUCCGCGGGCUCGAGAGCGAGGUCGAAGUACAAAUUACUAGGUUUUCUCUCCGUCGUUGUCUUUCAAUUUGAAAAUGGAGAAGCUCGGAUUUCCAAGCAUGAAGAGCUUGAAGCAGUUGAAGUCACUCUCAGGUUCGGCGCAAGGAACUACUAAAACGUUCUCAUUCUCUUCGCGUUCGGUUCCGGACUCUGCCUCAUCGGGAAGUUUUGUCAAUUUGAAGAUUGCUGCAGAGAAAUUGAUGAAAGAGCAAGUUUCUUUGAAGACUGAUCUGGAAAUGGCGAAUACGAAAUUAAGGAAAUCAGUGGAGCAUGUGCGUGCUUUAGAGGAUAAACUGCAGACUGCAUUAAAUGAAAACGCCAAGCUCAAGGUCAAGCAAAAUGAAGACGAGAAAUUGUGGAAGGGAUUAGAAUUCAAGUUCUCAUCGACCAAGACACUGUGCGAUCAGCUCACUGAAACAUUACAGCAAUUAGCCUGUCAGGUUCAGGAGGGUGAGAAAGAUAAGGAGGUUUUAGAAGCCAAAUUAUCCGCAAGUUCUAUAGCUGUCGAUGGGUUAAACCAACGAUUGCAUGACUUAUCAAUAAAAGUAGAGUCGGCAGAAGAAACAAUAAAAAAUCGUGAGAAGGAGCUAGCCGAGCUCAAAAUUGAGAAAGAGGAAAAUUGUAAAUUGUACAGAGAUGAACAGCAGAGAACUGCAAAUCUCAUUGAGGAAAAAGAAUCUCUGACGAAGAGGUUUGAAGAAACAGUUGUGGAGAACAGGUUGACCGUAGAGGGGUUAAACUUUAAACUGGAAGCGACACAAUUAGAGUCAAAUUCAAAAGAAGAUAAAAUUACAAGUUUGAUAGCCACACGAGAUGACUUGCAGAAGGAAAAGAGUGAUUUGGAAAUGUAUAAUGAUGAGGUUAUUAAGAAAUUAGAUGCAUCACUCUUGGAGACCAAAAACCUUGAAAAUCUAGUCCAUUUAUUGGUUGAACAGCUGGUUGAAUUGGAUCGACAGAACUCAACUUUUUUAGAGAAAUUUAAUCAGCUAAACCUUCUAAAUGACUCUUGCUUUAUGCUGGUCAAAUUGGAGAGGGAUGUUGCUUCAGAGCUGGCCGAAAAGAAAUGCAACGAGCUUCGUGACAAAUUGAUUUGUGUAACAUCAGAAAAAAGUGCACUCAAAUUGAUAAAUGUGGAAUCACAGCAGAAAGUAGAUGAACUUCAGAAAGUCCAUGAAUCACUUAUCGCACAACUAUCAGAAGAGUCUCGCUUAGCAGGAGAGAGAAUUCAAAAGUUGGCGUCUGAAGUGGAAAUUCUUGCUUCAGAAAAGACAGAGACAGAAUCAUUGGUUUCCAGAUUAGAGGAGAAAAUUGGUACUUUGUCAGAAAGUUCAAGAUCAUCUGAGAAUAAAAUGCAAGAUUUGUUGCAGAAGAUUUCUGCACUGGAAAUUGAGAAUCAGAGUAACAUAGAAAAAUUGGAGAAAGAGUUACACGACAAGGCAGAAGAGAUAGGUACUUUAAUGAAGGAGAGUGAAAAUCAUAAAAAACGUGCAGAUAUGCUUGAGAUAGAGGGUGAUCAACUUCACAAUAUUUUGAAGGAAAAGGAAGAGUUUAUUCUUCUGUUUAACGAGCGUGAAAAGAAGCUAGAAGAACAAAAUAAAGAGAAUCAGGCUCUAUUGCUUGCUGUUGAAACAAAACUUUCUGAUGCUAAAAGACAGUACGAUACAAUGCUGGAGAGUAAACAGCUGGAGUUAUCAAAGCACUUGAAAGAAAUAUCCCAUAGAAACGAUCAGGCCAUCAAUGACAUCCGGAGUAAGUAUGAAGUGGAGAAACUAGAGAUUGUUAACAAGGAAAAGGAAAAGGCAGAUCAAGUUGUACAAGAAAUGGAAAGAAAUUGUGAACAAAAACUAGCAGAAUUGAAAGAAGAAUCUAGGCAAUGCCUGAUUCGCAUUCAGGAAGAACAUGCUACUCUGUUGAGUCAAAUUCAGCAAGAACAUGCUAGAAACGAACAAAUUCAUAAGGGUGACCACAAUGAAGAGCUAAAGCGUGCUCAACUGCAAGCCGAGAAUGAAUUAAAAGAGAAACUGACGUCACUGAGAAGUGAACAUGAGGCUCAGAUGAAAGCUUUGAGACAUCAAAACGAAGAUGAAUGUAGGAAGCUUCAAGAGGAGUUGGAUCUCCAAAAAACUAAAGAAGACAGGCAGAGAACAUUGUUGCAAUUACAAUGGAAAGUGAUGGGUGACAAGCUUCAAGAGGAUCAAGAAGUGAAUUCAAAGAAGGACUACUCCAUGUCAUCAAUCAAGAUGAGAGGUUCUGGUGGUUCCAGAAAAAGCAAGCGCACUCUGAUUAGACCGGCGCAUGAAGAGGAUUCACCUUACCUACAAGAAGCUCAAACACCAGUAUCGAAGUUGUUGAAGACCGUAGAGGACAUAAACACAGGAAGUGUUGCAAGUAUCCCUAAGCACCAUAAGAAGGUUACUCGCCGUGAAUAUGAAGUUGAAACUACAAAUGGAAGGACGAUCACUAAAAGAAGAAAAACCAAAAGUACAGUUCUGUUUGAGGACCCGAGAAAACAUAGUAAAACUCCAAGAGGAAAUACCCCCCGAGGUCCUGUCAAGACAAUCAAGGGUGGAGCUCAAUCACGUCCUUCAAACAUUGGUGAUCUGUUUACGGAAGGGUCCCUGAAUCCCUAUGCAGAUGAUCCUUAUGCAUUUGAUUAAAGUUUUCUAAUGAAUUUCAGCACCUCUUCUACGCUAUGAUGGCCCAUGGGACACAUGUUUCAAAUUUCAUGGCUACUGCCUCUCUCCAGGAAUUGCAUCCAUUUUAGUUGAACAUAUAAUAUAGCUCAGACACCGUGGGAAUUAAACAGAGAGCUGAGAAUGCGCGAUCCUUCAUUGUUUUUCUCGCAAUGGACUUAGUCUAUUACUCAAUAAGGCAAAGAGAUGGCUUUACGUGUCAAUAUUUUUUG
Molecule: messenger RNA, 3059 nt
Organism: Momordica charantia (bitter melon)
Lineage: Eukaryota; Viridiplantae; Streptophyta; Magnoliopsida; Cucurbitales; Cucurbitaceae
Product: synaptonemal complex protein 1
Biological process (GO): reciprocal meiotic recombination
Source: RefSeq, a predicted model, not a curated record